Molecule: messenger RNA, 3926 nt
Organism: Danio aesculapii
Lineage: Eukaryota; Metazoa; Chordata; Actinopteri; Cypriniformes; Danionidae
Gene: smarcad1b
Product: SWI/SNF-related, matrix-associated actin-dependent regulator of chromatin, subfamily a, containing DEAD/H box 1 b
Exons: 23
Coding region: 369-3233 (954 amino acids)
Cellular component (GO): nucleus
Molecular function (GO): ATP binding; ATP-dependent chromatin remodeler activity; DNA binding
Source: RefSeq, a predicted model, not a curated record
GUUAGCGUUUGAUCAGAACUGUCUUCAUUCAUUAAAUACCGUAACUUACAAACAACAAAAGCGCUGAAAUAUCUCAAAGACACAUGUCAUGCAGAUAAAUUGCUGGAGUUAACCAGGUUUAUCUGUUCAUUAGCGGUGGCCGAAACCGACGCGAGGCUGUUUAUUGACAAAGCGAUCAUUUAUUAGCUCGCCGGUGAACUCUUUGUUAUAGACAACUGCUUUUAUGGUCCCCAAACCAGCUGAAAGCGGGUUUUAGUUGGUGAAUUCGGGCAGCGACGCGUCAGAUGAGGCUCAGUGUAUCGAUUGAGAUGCGUGACAUUAUGCGUGGAAGUGGAUUGAGCUGUUUUUCUAACGCGUAAGAGUGAACAAUGAGGAGAAAGAAAGGACCAGCAUCAUCCUCAGAUCAUGAGGAGCCGCCGGAGUCAGACACUGUCAUUCCAGAGACGCCUGAAACCAAACGUCCAUUGGGAUCAUCUCUGUCCACCGCCGUUUCUGACUCGGACUCGGACUCUGAUAGUGAGAUUUCAGGCAGUUCCAUGAUGCCUGUCAGGAAGCUUAGGCCGAGGAAGAGAAAAGCAGCAUCAUCUGCGGAUGAGUUCUCAGUGUCUGACGAAGAGGAAGAGAUUGUGGUGAAGACGAAACGAAGGCCGACGCACAACAGAACGACAAGAUCUACCUCACAGCAAGCUCUACCAGCACACCAGAACGCCUCAAAGAUGGUGACCGACAGCGCACACCCCUCGCCCCUGAAGACGUCCGGGAUGGCAGCUGCUGAUUCGGGCCAGGAAAGGAGGCGACAGCAGAUGUGCGGCUCUUCCCAGGAGAACGACAGCAGAAAGGGGGGACGGGUUUCUGCGGCUGAUGAUUCAGAGGAGGAGGGACCGAGAUCUAAAGAUCAGGAACGUAUGCUGAGAAAACUCCAGAGGAAGUUCCCACAUCUAAACAAGAAUGAACUCAGGGAUGUGCUUCAGGAGCACGACUGGCUUAUUGACGAUGCCUUGGAAACACUACGAAUGUUCUCUGACCUCGUGGUUGAGUCCGAAGAAGACGACUCUCAAACUUCCACUCCUGCCAAACACGCCAGACGGGUCGCAGAGACCCGCCAACAAGCUCAGGUUACCAAACUUCCCAGCCCACCCAAACCAAAACCCAGCAGACCUCUGGAUGGGACCAGAACAUCUCAGAGGAUCGCAAAGCAACCCAUAUUGGCCAAAUACACAUAUGUGAGCUCAGAAGAGGAGUGCAGUGACUCUGAGGCCUCUUUAGUCAACGGUUUACUGGACUCUGACUCUGACCAAUCAGAGGAGACUCUAUCCAAGCUCAAAACCGAGAUCCUCUGCUUCUUUCAGUCCGCGUCUGUGGAUGAGCUUACACUCAUUGCAGGAUGCUCUUUGAAGAAGGCGCAGAAAAUCACUGAGCUGAGACCCUUUAAAACAUGGAAAGACCUGGAUGACGCCAUGCGCAGAAGAAACGGUCUAACCGCUGAGCUCCUGGCAGGAUGUCGAGAGGUUCUGAAGGAGAGGGAAGUUGUUAAAGGUCUCAUGAGCAAGUGUGAGGAGAUUUCAGUCAAACUGAUCCAAGACGUGACGCAAGUAAUGGACAAGGGCCCGGGCUCUAUGACCCAGCCCGAGAUCCUCUCUAGCACAUUUCAGUUGAAACCGUACCAGCUGAUAGGCCUGAAUUGGCUGGUUUUGCUUCAUCAGAACAAACUCAGUGGAAUUCUGGCAGAUGAGAUGGGUCUGGGAAAGACCAUACAGGCCAUUUCGUUCCUGGCUCACCUCUAUCAGGAAGGGAACCCUGGGCCUCAUCUGAUCACUGUACCUGCUUCUACACUUGAUAAUUGGGUGCGGGAACUGAAUCUGUGGUGCCCCAGCUUUAAAGUGCUGGUAUAUUAUGGCUCUGCUGAGGAUCGCAAGUACAUGCGCUAUGAGAUUCUCAAUCAAAUAGUGGAGUACAACAUCAUCGUCUCGACUUACAACCUGGCCAUUGGAAACAGCAGUGACCGCAGCCUGUUCUGCAAGCUCAAGCUGGAGUAUGCAGUGUUCGACGAAGGCCACUUGCUGAAGAACAUGAACUCGCUGCGCUACCGACACCUCAUGGCCAUCAAUGCUAAAUAUCGUCUGCUGCUCACUGGAACCCCACUGCAGAACAACCUACUGGAGCUCAUGUCCCUGCUGAACUUCAUCAUGCCCAACAUGUUCUCCAGCAGCACUUCACAGAUCGCCAAGAUGUUCUCUAUGAAGUCGUCAGAGGAGCAGAGCAGCUUUGAGCGGGACAGGAUCACCCAUGCCAAGCUCAUCAUGAAACCCUUCAUCCUCAGACGUGUGAAGAGCGAGGUCCUGAAGCAGCUGCCUGCCAAAGAGGAGCAGGUUGAAUUUUGUGCCAUGUCCGAGAGGCAGCAAGAACUCUACAGCGCUCUUCUCCACAAGCUGAAGCAUUCCAGUAAUGGGGAAAAACGCGAGCUGACCAAUGUGAUGAUGCAGCUGAGGAAGAUGUCCAACCAUCCGCUUCUUCACCGGCAGUUUUACACCACAGAAAAACUCAAAGCCAUGAGCAAACUUAUGCUCAAGGAGCCGAGUCACCGUGAUGCAGAUCCCGCUCUCAUCAAAGAGGAUAUGGAAGUGCUCUCAGACUUUGAGUUACACCGGCUCUGUCAGCAGUAUUCAGCACUGCACGAAUACCAGCUCGACACCGACGUACUGCUGGACUCGGGCAAGCUCAGCCUCCUCACACAGCUGCUGAACUCCCUGAAGGAGAAGGGCGACCGAGUGGUGCUGUUUAGCCAGUUCACAAUGAUGCUUGACAUUUUGGAGGUGUUUCUUAGACACCAUAAGCACAGAUACAACCGGCUGGAUGGUUCAACCCCCAUGAGUGACAGAAUUGGGCUGAUUGACCAGUUCAACACAGACCAGGAUAUAUUUGUGUUCCUGCUGUCCACCAGAGCCGGAGGGCUGGGCAUUAACCUGACUUCAGCCAAUGUGGUCAUCCUUCAUGAUAUCGACUGCAACCCUUACAAUGACAAACAGGCAGAGGGCCGCUGUCACCGGGUCGGACAAACCAAGACCGUGAAGGUGAUCAAGCUGAUAAGUAAGGACUCCAUAGAGGACACCAUGCUUCGAAUUGGAGAAAGAAAACUCAAACUAGAGCAGGAGAUGACCGCAACUCAGGACGGUGAAGAAGACACAUUACCUGAUGAUAUGACCACGCUGCUCAAAGCUUCUCUCGGACUCUGAAAGUUGGUCUAGGAGUGAAGCUCAUUGUGAUACUGGGACUGAAUCUGAAAGAAAAAGUACUGUAGCACAAUAAAAUCUGGUUUUCAUACACUAGCUGUAAAAAUAUGAGAUUCAAAUGAGCAGAUAUGUUUACAUUUCUACUGUUCAUUGCAAAAGAUGAUGUAAUAUUGUAUGUGUGUUGAUGGUGCUUGUAUUUGUGAAGGUUUAAAUCUGCAGUUGUUUGGUUUAAAAGUCUGGGUUUUUCAAGGAUUUUGUUUUGGGGGGUGGGGAUUAAAAUAUUUGUUUAUUUGCUCUUUUUGUCUGACAUAGUUACAAUUUUGCUCUGGGUCUUUGCUUGGAAUCUGAGAUAAGAUCACAGUGAAUCUCUAACCGACUAAAGCUGAGAGUUUACUCAAUCAGAGGUUGGCAUGGUAUCUUUACCAGUCUGGGAAAUUCUACAAGAAUACACAGAGUUCCAUGAGCCUGGUUAACAAACCGGGCAUCAGAAUGGGGUACAAAUGUGAUUUAAGUGACUCUAAAUGUGGCACGAGUUUUGGAGCUAUAUGGCUUUUCUGAGUAUGUCAAAAACAUCUGAUCUACUGGGGUCUUCAUACAGUCAUCUUUAGGGUUGUAUGAAAAAGAGAAAAAGUUCAAUGAGUGGCAGUUCCGUGGGGAAAUGAGAAUGAGCAGACUGCUUUAAACCCCUGGAAGGCA